Molecule: messenger RNA, 892 nt
Organism: Raphanus sativus (radish)
Lineage: Eukaryota; Viridiplantae; Streptophyta; Magnoliopsida; Brassicales; Brassicaceae
Product: cold-regulated 413 plasma membrane protein 2
Exons: 4
Coding region: 209-823 (204 amino acids)
Cellular component (GO): membrane
Source: RefSeq, a predicted model, not a curated record
ACCAUAAUCGGUAAACAAAGAGAACUAUUUAUGAGAAAAGAAUAAAAAGCAAGUUGAAAAGCAUAGAAGGCGAUCAUACUGAAUUACUGAUAGUGAAAGAUAGGCUGGAGGAAAUUGUUUCUCGAAGAAUAAAAUAUAAAAACCUCCAAAUUAUUGUCUUCAUAAUACGAAAGAUCAAUUAUUCAGCUGAGGAAAGAAUAAAGUACUAAUGGGGCGUGUGGAUUACCUAGCGAUGAAGUCCGACGACGUCGACACGGUUGCUUUGGUCAACUCCGACGUGGAGGAGCUCAAGAUCGCUGCCAAGAAGCUCUUCAGCGAUGUCUCGAAGCUUGGUGGAUCAGCCUUUGGUGUUUCUUUCGUCAAAUGGAUGGCUUGCUUCGCUGCCAUUUACUUGUUGAUAUUGGAUCGUACAAAUUGGAGAAGCAAGAUGCUUACAUCACUCUUGAUACCAUACAUCUACCUUAGCCUUCCUGGUGUGAUUUUCAACUUCCUCAGUGGAGACGUUGGGAAAUGGAUUGCGUUCGUUGCAGUUGUGCUCAGACUUUUCUUCCCUAAGCAUUUCCCAGAUUGGCUAGAGAUGCCUGGUUCUCUGAUCCUUCUGCUAGUAGUGUCUCCACAUUUUCUAGCUCACCAUAUACGUGGAACCUGGAUUGGCUCUGUCAUCGGUCUUUUCAUAGGCUGUUACCUUCUUCAAGAACAUAUCCGAGUCUCAGGUGGGUUCAGGAAUUCGUUCACGCAGCCCCGUGGAGUAUCCAACACUCUAGGGAUCAUCCUUAUUCUUGUCUACCCUGUUUGGGCUCUAAUCGUUCGUGUCACAAAAUAGACAUUGCCUCUUCCAUAUCCCUCAAGUUGUAUAUGUCUUGUCUAAUAAAUUCCCUAUUGCUCUGCUUCU